Trypanosoma grayi is the source of this 2550-nucleotide messenger RNA. RefSeq lists its product as hypothetical. The transcript has a single exon. The coding region runs from base 1 to 2550 and encodes 849 amino acids. NCBI's taxonomy places the organism in Eukaryota, Euglenozoa, Kinetoplastea, Trypanosomatida, Trypanosomatidae. The record is from RefSeq and is a predicted model, not a curated record.
AUGUUUGAGCCCUUACGCAUAGAACGUGUACCGUCGCGCAUAAAGACGGAAUCCGCUUGUGUGGCUUUUGCGGUGAAUUCAGAUCCCCAUUCUGGGUCUUCCUCCUGGGGCAGCUCCACCGUCACAAGCACGAUAGACCUCAUCUUUCACAAGGCUGGGAACGAGCUGCUGGAGUUGCCUGUGCCUGGUGCACGUGAGAAGAAAAAGACGCCCCACUUUUUUCGCCUUUCUUGCCCCGAUGCAUCACAUUUGAGCUGUUUCCCCAUCUCUCCAGAACAUACACUGACCUCCUCAUUCAGCGAAUGCAGCGUUUUAGAUGCAGCGUGUAAGAACAGUGCCGGUGUCGUUGCGCAGCGGCUGCCGACUAUUGCACUGUUGCUUCGCACAGGGGAUGCGGAAACGAGCUUGCUUGUUCUUCGGCCAACGGUUCAUGUGGGGCGAAAGGGAGCCGUUAUUCGCUACAGCGCGGCGCUCCACACCACACCCGAUGAUGUGCGGCAUGUCGUGAUGAGUCGAGGUGGAGAAGUCGUCUUUCUUAUUGGCUCACAUGCAACGGAGCAUGGCGGUGCGGUGCAGUGCUACACGCUUUGCCUCUUCGGCGAGGGGUCGCAGGCGCGAUUUCGAUCGCUACCCCUUGCUGCUCCAGCUGCGGCUGUUGCAGGCGGGCGCCAGCGUGUGGUGUGGGCCGCCGCACGGAGGCCGCUGCGUUGUGCCGCUGGCUGCCUUAACGCUGCGGGCGCGGAGCUGACGGUUCUUACCGAUCAUGCGGUGAUGCUUGUUUUCCACGUAGGCAUCGAUGGCGCGAAGAGUCCCCACGCGGCGUGCAUCUGCGCCUCACACCUUGGUCAACGCGAGUUGCGCCCCAACACACGUGAGCCGCUGGGCGUCGUCGAGCGGUGGAGGACAACGGCGCCGUUUGCGCUUGCCGUGGAUGCCGCACACGAUACACCGACACCUGCGUGGGACAACACGUCGUUUCUGCUGCAAUGCUCCUCGGUCGGUGGACCGAUUGUGCGUACGAGCCCUAAUGGUGCUGUUCUCUGCGUGAUUCUGCCGAAGACACAUGAAGCGUUUCUGGUCGGGAUUGGCUCAAAUAUCAACACCUGCACCGCUGUGCCUGCGGCUGCUGUUCCGGUCGCCAUGCCGUCGAAUGUGAGUAUCCGCGAUGCCAUAUGGGUUAAUGGUCCGGUGUCUGGGUUCCUGCUGCUCGGCGUCACCGAUCCUUGCGGCUCGACAGGGCUCUACUUUCUUCCGCUUGGUGGGCAUGCAGUGACGCGUGUCCAUGUUGAACGGGGACAUCUCGCGUGCCUCAACGUGGAGAACGGGGCUCUCUCGUUCUUUUCGCAGGGGGCAGUGCAGGACGUCUUUGGCGCCCCCCGACUGCGUCUCUCAAUGCGUUAUCUCCGCUGCUGCCGUGAGAGGGAGAAUGAGAAGACGGUGUUCGAGGAGGUGAGAACGGGGCUUCUGUCACUGCCGACGAUUUCGUCCCUGAUGCCGCUUUGCCGCCCAUUGGAGGUUCUGCAUUUUGUGCGCCAUGUCGGGUUGGCGUCAUUUGUUUCAGUCCCUCCUGCUGCUGCAGCAGCCAACGUGGAAAACAAGGCGGUUCGCAGGAUUCCGUCCCUUCUGAACGCUGAUGACAACGACGACAAGAAAAAUCUCCAGUUGGCUACGGAGGUGGAGCUGGAGGCGCGCCUUGAUCCUUGGCUUCGGGCUGGGGCAGCAGGCGUGGGGUUUCCUUUGCGAGAUGCUGUGCAUGAAAUCGUUCUGAAGUUAGUGGAACACAUGCAGUGUGGCCUUUCUGUCAGUGAAAUCGGUGACAACAGUGCUGUUGCGUCGCUACUGGCCGUCUUUCAGGGUGUGGCAGAUACAUUCGCGGCGGUUGAAGUGAUGUCUUCUGUGACUCUAUUGCGGCACAACCUCUCGGAGAUACACGGGCUGUUGGUGGCGUUGCGGCAUGCGCUGACGUUGAUGGGCCAACGCGGUGCGAUAUCUGCGUGCUACACGGCAGCGACGUACUUCACACGGCUAUGCGGUACCAAUAUGAGCAAAACUGUUGCUACGGUCGCUGGUAGUGGUGGUGGUGAAUCGUGCUGCCCCGAGUGGCGAACUAUCAUUGCGCCCUUCAUUGAUGAUGCGUUUGCGCUUGUUGUGACGUGUCCGUCUCUGGCGGACGCUCUGCUUCCGUACUGCAGUGCGCCGCUCCGGCACAUGAUGACCGCUGCGGAGCAUGUGGCGCAGCGCGAACGCCGAAAGAAGCAGAGUACUGUUGUCCCAUUCCUUACAACGGACCACAACGGCGAAGUGGUGCGCCCUCUAGAGGAAGUCUUGUCGCUUGCGCGUAAGGGUGCUUCAGGGCUGGCAAUGCUCUCGGUAGCAGAUGUUUGCUGGACAGCGCACCGCCUGUUCUUCCGUGAAGGUGUGGAGGCCACUCGUUCUUUUCUUGGUACGCUUGUGGACAACCACCAGCGCUCCCACGCGGAUGUGCAGAGCCUCUGUGCAGAGUACAGCGCGGUAAACAGUGAAGUUGCUCCAGUCUUACACUGCAUCUAG